GGCUUUUUACUAUUUAAGCGCUUGUUCGCUAGCCAAGUGAACUCUUGCCUUGCUGACGGUCAUCAACAUGAUGCAUCCGAAUUUCAAUUGUUUCUUCUCGAUGCUCUUCAUGAAGACACCAAUCAGGUGACGAAGCGAAUAUCGUUCGAGCAAAAUUACAAGGGUGGAUCACAAAUAAUGAAUGACGCUAAGGACUAUGAGAAGAAAAGUCGUUUGUUCUCAUGUUCACCGGUGAACAAGAUUUUCAAUCUGCAAACUGUUUCUGAACUCUCCUGCACUGCGUGUGGCGAACAGUCUGCAACAUUCGAAGAGUGUAGCUUGAUAACUGUUGAGUUGCCGGAGCACGCGUCUCGUACGAGUUUGCACCAUUGCCUCAGCAGCCAUUUCUCGCAAACGACCUUGGAUGGUGAUUGUCGCUGGAACUGCCCUAAGUGUCGAGCUCCGAAACCAGCUUCCCGCUUAACCAAGCUUUGGUCUCUUCCGCCUGUUGUGGUGGUUCAUCUUAAGCGCUUUUCCAUGGAAAAUGGAGACUAUGCUAAGAAUACUAUGCCUGUUGAAUUUGAUCCUGGUCGACUUGAUCUUUCUGAAUAUUUGCACGAGUACUCACCUGAAUCAGCAGAGCCAUAUCGGCUGUAUGCAGUCACGGUUGGUCUCGUUCAUUUAGCUUCUUCUCUUUCCAUAACCCACGGAAUGUAA
Molecule: messenger RNA, 696 nt
Organism: Haemonchus placei
Lineage: Eukaryota; Metazoa; Nematoda; Chromadorea; Rhabditida; Trichostrongylidae
Source: the annotation of a GenBank genome assembly